Molecule: messenger RNA, 1284 nt
Organism: Paramecium octaurelia
Lineage: Eukaryota; Ciliophora; Oligohymenophorea; Peniculida; Parameciidae
Source: the annotation of a GenBank genome assembly
AUGAUCAUUAGUGAUGAAAUUAAAAGAAUACUAUCAAAUAAUGACUUUUCAAGAACUAAUAAUUCAUCUUUAUCUACAAAUAAAUAAAUGAACUCUAAAGAAUUAUCAAGAAAUUAAUCUCCAAUCAAAAGGAAAGUAUUAAAAAUAAAAAAUAACCUUAUCACUAGAGAUGAUCACAAUGAUGUAAAAUAGUCAUAUUUUCCAUAAGAAAACUAAUACUAGCUUUCACUCAAUAGCUCUAUUUUAGAAGAUAAGAAAUUGAGCACUAUCUAAUUUCCACUAAUUAACUCAUCAGACUAAUAAUUUGUUGAUAGUAAUAGCAGAACAUUGUAUUAAGCAGUGAUUGAGAUAUUUCCUCUAGAGCACGAAAUUUGGAAGGACUUAGUGGAAUAAAAUUAAACCAUCGAAGAAGUUGUCAAUAAUAAUGCAGAAUAUUUUCAAGGUUUACUGAAAGUUUGUUAAUGUAAACUAGAAUUAGCUCAAUAAGAUUUACUAAAUAAGAACAUUAAUUUUAAUGAAAUUAAAUAUUAUCAACCCAAAAAAUAAACAACUUAAUAUUCAAGAGAUUAUUCCGGGUCGAAACAUCUCCCUGAUCAACAACUUUUGAAUUAAUCAAAAGCCUAUGAACAGUAUUAUGCCUCUAAUUUGGCUUAUCUAUAGAAAAAGAGUGUUUAUAAUGUAUUAUUUUCAAUAUUAAAGCAAUAAUUUGUACCUCAGAACUCUGAAAAAGUUGAUAAUUUUAAGCCAGAAUACAAUCCUAAUUUGAACUAGUCAACAUUCUUAUCAACAUACAACUCAAACUUUAUGAAUUGGAAGGGUCAAUAUCCAGGUAAAGUUACUUAAUAAUUGUCCCCUAAAUAAUAGUCAACCUUACCCUUUAUUGCCGAAACUAAUUAUUCCAAAAAUUUUAAAUAAAUUAAAACUGAUAAAGUUGAAUUACAAAAGCACAUAAAAUUGUAUUUUUAUAUAAGCAUCUAGAGGUCCAUUUUGCGAGAAUGCCUAAUCUUUAAUUAAAGAAACGACAUCAUAACAUUUUUUUUAAUCACAUUAUUCUGUGCCUUCAAAAUUGAUUAGACCUGUUAGCCCAAGAUUAUUUAGUACUAAAUAAAGUUUUGAAGGAUAAUAUAGAUCAUCUUUUAAUAAGUAUAGUAUUUUCCUAUUAGAUCUUACGUGUCUAAAAAUUUGAACACCGAAUCAUAAUAAUCCUCAUUUGCAGAAAAGUUUUAUGAUAGCAAUGCUGUCAAAGGAUUGAUAGAUAAAAAAAUAAAAACUAGAAUUUUUUGA